GAGUCGGAAGGUGGGAGACUCAGAAGAAGGUCGCAACACAUCAUCAGCCCCCUCUCUCACUUCUCUUAAGGCCGAUCGAAACAGAAAAAGAUCACAACAGCGACGAGGAGGACGAGGAGGAAGAUCACAUUCGUCGUGACAGGUCGAUCGAUUGAAUUGCGGGAGAAGUCGAGGCCGAUCGAAGCGAGGAAAGCAGGCGCGAUGAAGGGAGGACGAGCGCUCGGUGCGUGGUUGGCGGUGGUGGCGAUGGCGAUGGUGAUGGCCGUCGCUGUUAGUGCACUGCCCAGCAGAGACUCCGGGAAUAUUGCCAUGGUCACCGAAUCCGAGAGAGCUCAGGAAGCGCUCCUGGGUGGGCAAUUCCACGAGAUUUUGGGAGAUGGUCCUCUUGUUCUUGAGUUCGCCGCCUUCGCUUUGAAGCACAACAAGGUGUACAAUUCCCUGGUUGAGCUCCAGUAUCGCUUCGAAACAUUUGUCAAGAACUACGAGCUUAUUGAGAAAACCAACCAACAAGAUCUUCCUUACAAGCUUGGAAUCAACAAGUUCGCGGACAUGCCUAUGGAAGAGUUUCGCAGAAUGCAUCUUGGGCAAAAGCAGGAGGAUUGCUCUGCAACCGAGGGCACUCACAAAUUGAGAAUGAAAAAUGAUGCCGCUUUGCCAGAGAAGAAAGAUUGGCGUCUCGACAACAUCGUGAGCCCCGUCAAGGAUCAAGCAUCUUGCGGAUCUUGCUGGACAUUCAGUACUACUGGUGCUUUGGAAUCUGCUCAUGCCCAAGCAACUGGUAACAUGGUUCUCCUAUCUGAGCAACAACUUGUGGAUUGUGCCGGCGCAUUCAACAACUUUGGAUGUGGUGGUGGACUUCCUUCACAAGCAUUCGAGUACAUCAGAUACAACGGUGGUAUUGACAGUGAGGAAGCCUACCCUUACCAUGCUCUGGACGAAACCUGCAAGUUCAAGCCAUCAGCUGUCGGCGCCAAGGUCUACGAUGUCGUCAACAUCACUGCCUACGACGAGGAUGAGUUGAAGGAUGCCGUGGCUUUCCAACGACCAGUUUCAAUCGCCUUUGAAGUCAUUGACGGUUUCAACCUGUACUCCAGUGGAGUUUACACCACAGAAUAUUGCAACACCGGCCCCGAGACGGUGAAUCAUGCAGUCUUAGCUGUGGGUUACGAUACAACUGGAGACAUUCCCUACUGGAUCAUUAAGAACUCGUGGGGAGUAGAGUGGGGCUUGGAUGGGUACUUCAAGAUGGAAAUGGGCAAGAACAUGUGUGGCAUUGCAACAUGCUCGUCAUAUCCGCUUGUUCCUGAGGAUCUUCUUCGGUAAAUGGCUGCUCACAUCAGUCGCACCUGUAAAUAUGACUAUUGCCACGAGUGAAGAACUUCAAAUCUCAUAUAAGCUCGUCGGCACCCUUUCUCUCUGAAGCUUUUUCUGGGGUCAGAACUGAAGAUAUCUACGUGGUCUAGAAGGCUGGAGCCUUCGCAAAAGAAGUAUAAAGUCUUUGGAUUGCUGAGGAGGGCAAGGAACGGUAGGGCAGUGUUUCUGAGUGAAGAGACUAGUCCUCAGUCAAUGCUGCAUAAACCAGGAGAAUAUCUGUAUACUAAAUUCGGAUUAUAAAGAAUAUUUGUAAUGUAU
Molecule: messenger RNA, 1632 nt
Organism: Marchantia polymorpha subsp. ruderalis
Lineage: Eukaryota; Viridiplantae; Streptophyta; Marchantiopsida; Marchantiales; Marchantiaceae
Source: the annotation of a GenBank genome assembly